Messenger RNA from Mycetomoellerius zeteki, 3239 nucleotides. It is a transcript of the gene metro, whose product is annotated as membrane palmitoylated protein 7-like protein metro. The record is from RefSeq and is a predicted model, not a curated record. The transcript is spliced from 11 exons. Gene Ontology annotation, molecular function: protein binding. Bases 667 to 2475 code for a protein of 602 amino acids. NCBI's taxonomy places the organism in Eukaryota, Metazoa, Arthropoda, Insecta, Hymenoptera, Formicidae.
UCGGAAACGGAGCAGAGGCUAACGAAGGGUGCGCGGAGCGUAUUGUCCGCGGCGCCUCUCAACAUGGCAUCGCGCCGGUGCCGUGGCCGCCGCGUUGGAGAGAUGUGAAGAACGUGCGAGCUUCAUCGGGGGUGCACUAGUGCGAGAAAGGGCUUCUCAGCCGUGAACGCGUGAGAGUGCAUCUUCGGAGAGUGCGUCGGAUUUCGGAGCAGAUCUCGUAGAGAACGCGAGGAAGAGAGAUCGAAGGAGCGAGCGAGAGAGAGAGAGAGAGAGAGAGAGAGAAAAGAGCGUGCUAUGCCGAGGAGUCGCACGGGGCAGGGACGGCAGGCCAAUCCGGCGGUCAUCCUACCCCGUGUCGAGUGACAGGCUGCUUACGUAACGGAUUAUUCUCGCUAUGAUAACGAUACUCCAGACAGCGCGAACGCGACACGUUGACGCGAGGAAGCAGCAGCAGCGGGACAGCAUCGUCGCCGGGAGGGCCGUCGACGCUGCGGCGACGGCGCAGCGCUCGACCCCGACAGAAAUACGCCGACCCGGAUCCCGCUAUCGCUGUCUCUGAUACCUGUCGCUUAAACGAACGCCGAGCGUCGCUACGCCCACGUCGUCCUCGUCUAUCGUGCCUCGGAAACGCGGCGACACGCCUGACCGGGGUGCCGAGUGCGAAUUAUGACAGCGGCGGUCGUCAUGGAAAACGUUAACUGGGAUCCCGCGUUGUCCAAGUUGCUGAACUCGCUGCAGGAGAACAAGUCAGAGAUACCUAGUUGUACCGAGGAGGAAUUUGGAUUUCUCAGUGAGCUGCUGCAGUCCAAGGAACUGAACGCCCUGGUGAACGUUCAUAAUAAGAUCCUCAACAAUGUUAAGGAUGAUAAAUUCUUCCCCGUGCUCUCAAACUCGAUGGACAUCGAUGUUGAAGUUCUCGAUCUGUUGUCGACCAAAACACACGUCUCGCCCGAGUGCAAGGAGCUAUUCCACCUGUUGCAGAAGCCACACAUCCAGGGUCUCCUCUGUGCUCAUGAUGCCGUGGCGCAAAAGGACUACUAUCCGAGGCUGCCGGAUAUCCCAUUGGAAGUGGAUGAGGAUGAGGAAACGGUGAAGAUCGUCCAGCUAGUGAAGUCGAACGAGCCCCUGGGCGACGCCGGCGUUGAACCGAUCGUGGGGGCGACCAUAAAAACCUGCGAAAUCACCGGCAAGAUCGUAAUCGCACGGAUAAUGCACGGCGGCGCAGCCGACCGAUCCGGUCUCAUCCACGUCGGUGACGAGGUCUGCGAAGUCAACGGUAUCAGCGUCGAGGGAAAAACACCCAGUUUUGUUUUACACAUUUUGCAAAAUUCAGAAGGGACAAUCACUUUUAAAAUAGUACCCGCGGACAGCAAAAGUGGAAUCAGGGAGAGCAAGGUUCGCGUCAAAGCACACUUUUCGUAUGUGGCUGCCGACGACCCUUACAUUCCUUGUAAAGAAGCCGGAUUAGAUUUUGUCAAGGGUGACGUUCUGCAUAUUGUCAGUCAAGAUGACGCUUAUUGGUGGCAAGCCAGGCGAGAAGGUGAUCGAAAUAUGAGAGCAGGCUUGAUCCCCAGCAGAGCUCUUCAAGAACGUAGAAUUCUUCUUGAAAGGAAAGAGAAAGAAAAGGAGAAACCAGAAGAAGACAAUAUAAGCUUGUGUUCUGUUCCAGUGCCUUUGCCCGCAUUGUGCCCCCGUCCCAGUACCUCUUUGCACGCCUCGCCUACAAAGUGCAACUUGCAGGGAACUAAAACUAAAAAAAUCAUGUAUGACGCUGCAGAGAACGAUGACUUCGACCGGGAAGAGGUACCGACCUACGAAGAGGUCGCGAAACUCUACCCCAGGCCGGGCCUAUAUCGGCCGGUGGUUCUCAUUGGGCCACCGGGAGUCGGCAGGAACGAGUUGAAGAGGCGGCUCAUGGCGACUGAUACCGAAAAGUACAAGACUCCUGUUCCCUACACAUCUAGGCCACCGCGACCAGGUGAAAUAAACGGUAAAGAAUACCAUUUCAUGACUCGGGAGCAAAUGGAGGAAGACAUCGAGGCUGGAAAAUUCAUCGAGUAUGGCGAGUAUAAGGGAAAUUUAUAUGGUACCAGUUCCGAGAGCGUCAGCUCGCUCGUAAACGCCGGAUACGUGUGCCUCUUAAGUCCUCACUAUCAAGCCCUCAAGAUGCUAAGGACACCGCAAUUGAGGCCAUACGUCAUAUAUGUGAAACCGCCAACGUUCGAAGUGCUAAAGGACACCAGAAACGAAGCACGAGCGAGGUCGACCUUCGACGAGAGCAAUUCUCGAGGCUUCACGGACGAAGAAUUUCACGAGAUCCUGCACAGUGCGGAAAGGAUAGAGUUCUUGUAUUCUCAUCUUUUCGACGAGGUGAUUGUGAACGCUGACCUUUCCAUAACAUUCGAGCAACUAAUCAACGCAAUCCAUCGAGUGGAAUCUGAGCCGCUUUGGGUACCAGCCUCGUGGGUUCAAUAAAAUGAUCCUAAAAAAUUCGAGGAACAAAAUAGCCGGAAGAGAAGGGUUUCGUUGUUAGAGACGCGCGACUACUCGUUGCAAUUUGACGAGAUCGAGCGUUUCUCGCGACGCUCGACGACACUUUAAUUCUGCUUCCCCGCGAAGGACAUAUAUUUCUCGUCUAUUGUCUCACCAAAUUGCAAUUUACCACCUAGAACGUUAUUGCGCCUUUACACUUGUAGAGAAAUUUCAUACCUCGAGCGUUCGCGAGUCUUUAUCUGUUUUGAAAACGAAUUAAAUAAAAUUUUCUAUUAUCGCGGAUGCCGUGCGUUCGUCGACGAUGAUCGUUGCUGAUUCGUAAGUGACGAUUUAUCGAUCGCGAAAGGAACGCGACGCGCUUUUCCUCGACUAGAUUAAAUAGCUAAGUAUGAAAUGUUGAAGUAAUCUCGAUGAUACGCCCCAAGUGGUUUAAAGUCGUUAAAAUUCCACAGUUCUUGUUUUCCGGAUCUAUUAAACGUUUUAGCGACACUCCGCGCAUUUUUAAUCUUACAAUUAGAACCCUUACUGCCAGAAGUUUCAUCAACGGCGAAAGAUCUCGUAUCGCGAUCUCCAAUCUCAUCGCAAAUCUCUUCUGUAUAUCCUAUCGACACGUCGCAUAGUGGGAUAUUUGACCAAUUUAGGCGGCCAAAUUUAUUUUUAUAGUUUAAGUGGAUCGAAAUGUUUCACUAAUUCAUUGUAUUUUAAGCUGUAGGAAAUACUUUUUUAUGAAAAAAAUAUAAUUUAAU